AGGGGGGUGUAACCCGAGGCAGCUAGCGGAAACUCCUACAAGUGGAAGGUUUCCGUGCAGGACCGCUUAUAAAUCCAAGUGACCUGGCUAAUGUUAGGUCCACAGUAACAAGUAGAUGUCUAACCAACAAGAGGGAAACAACUAGUGACGUUAUUCGGCGAUAUAACGGGGCGGGAUUGAAAAAGAAAGAGACGUUGACAUAGCGAUACAUAACGAUGAGCGUCCAAUCGGCAGAGGGGAACCCCUGUCAGUCAUCUUUGAAAGGACCAAUGGGAUGUCCCUAGAGGCGGGUUUUCUGUGAGGCCGGAGUUCCGUCUGCUGUAUGCUGAAGAUUUGGUGGGUGGGCUCACUGUUGACCCGGGCCAUUAUUCAUCGGAUUUAGAAAUAAAACAAUCACUCGGAAUCGGAACGAGGAAAAACCGCGGUGUAACGCUGCGGGAGUGGCGGGUUUUCUGCUGGACGGGGGAGCCUCGCCAGGGGCUGCGUGGAGGGACGAUCGGGGGAGCGGAGAUCAGAACCAGGCUGGGCUCAUCGAAUCCGAGUCGGCGGGGCGGGAAGGAACGGCCGGCCGGGUAGCAGGUGCUGGGGCGCCCUUUGACCACAUGCAUAUAAGCGCGCUGACCGCAGGAGGAACCGAGAGCGACCCGAAAGUCUGGACCCGGUUCGGGACUGAGCGGCGGCAGCCGGAGAGAGUGCCCGCGGGGGGGUGCGAUCAUCCAGCCAGUCGGCCUGCAGUCAUGGGCAACACGCCCACCGCCAAGAAGGGUGGCGAGAUGGAGAGUGUGAAAGAGUUUCUUGCCAAGGCCAAAGAAGAUUUUCUCAAGAAAUGGGAGAACCCAGCACAGAACACAGCAUCUCUGGACCACUUUGAGCGGUUAAAGACUCUGGGCACCGGGUCAUUUGGACGGGUCAUGCUCGUCAGACACAAGGAAACAGGUCAGCAUUUUGCCAUGAAGAUCCUGGACAAACAGAAGGUGGUGAAGCUGAAGCAGAUUGAGCACACGCUGAAUGAGAAGCGGAUCCUGCAGGCCGUCAGCUUCCCCUUCCUGGUCCGUGUGGAGUACACUUUCAAGGACAACAGCAACCUGUACAUGGUGAUGGAGUAUGUGCCAGGAGGAGAGAUGUUCUCACACCUGAGGAGGAUUGGCAGGUUCAGCGAGCCGCACGCCCGCUUCUACGCCGCGCAGAUCGUGUUGACGUUUGAGUACCUGCACUCCCUGGACCUGAUCUACCGGGACCUGAAGCCAGAGAACCUGCUCAUAGACCAGCAGGGUUACAUCCAGGUGACUGAUUUCGGCUUCGCCAAGCGGGUGAAUGGCAGGACCUGGACGCUGUGCGGGACCCCCGAGUACUUGGCCCCAGAGAUCAUCCUCAGUAAGGGGUAUAACAAGGCGGUGGAUUGGUGGGCUCUGGGCGUGCUGAUCUACGAGAUGGCGGCGGGAUACCCGCCGUUCUUCGCCGACCAGCCCAUUCAGAUCUACGAGAAGAUCGUCUCUGGGAAGGUCCGAUUCCCAUCCCACUUUAGUUCAGACCUGAAAGACCUCCUGAGGAACCUGCUCCAGGUUGACCUGACCAAGCGUUUCGGCAAUCUAAAGAACGGUGUCAACGACAUCAAGGGCCACAAGUGGUUUGCCACCACCGACUGGAUUGCCAUCUACCAGAAGAAGGUGGAAGCCCCCUUUAUACCCAAGUGUAAAGGCCCAGGCGACACCAGCAAUUUCGACGACUACGAGGAAGAGGAAAUCCGUGCCUCCUUUACUGAGAAGUGUGGAAAGGAGUUUGCUGAAUUCUAGAUCCACCCAGAAGCAGUGGAGCGAGAGAGGAAGAGUGAGCUGGAGAGGGGAAAGAAUGGAGAGAGAGAGAAGUUUAGAGUGAGAGCCUGAGGCAGCACAGGGAAGCGGCGGGAGACGGACACCAUUCAGCCGCGUCUUCCCUGAGUCGUCUGUUCUGACGACGUGUCAGUACUGCGUUUCCCCCCUUGAGUUUAACGUGUGCGUGAGCUGCUGUGGGGCCGGCCGUGUGAGGGGUGGGCACCAUUCACUAAGUUUGCUCGGUCCAUAGAGGGCACUUCAGCGCAUAGGAUCAGAGGAAACCGGUCCAGUCUCAGCAUCCAUAGUGAUGGGGGGGGGGGGUCUGAAGACUCCAGAUGUUACUCCAGCAGUGGCCUCCCAGAGCAGCACUGAACCGAAAAGAAAUGCGAAUCAGAAAGAAAGAAAGAAAAUGGCAGUCCUACCUGCAAUCCUGCAAUUGAACUCAGCGAGGCAGAGCAGAGUGUGUCCGUCACUCCAUCCAUCUAUUCAUGCAUCAUCCAUCCAUCCAUCCGUCUGCUCUGCCUAUCCAGCUGAGAUUUGCAGUCCUCUUGUCUUCACACAAACAUGUCACUAGAGAUUACAGACAGAAAAUUCUCAGUUUUGGCUGUGCAAAUAAAGGCAGCUGAUUUCUUUUUGAAAUGCACAUGCCCUGAGAUACACAGUCAUACAUGAUGAGAGCAGCGUAUGUUUCUCACGAGGCCGCAGAUGCUCUGCAGGGGCACCAGGUAUCUUUCUCAUAAAGUCUCACGGCCUUCAGAGGGCCGAGCUGUAUGACACAGGAUGGGUUUUUGAUUG
Messenger RNA from Paramormyrops kingsleyae, 2606 nucleotides. Its product is annotated as cAMP-dependent protein kinase catalytic subunit alpha-like. The record is from RefSeq and is a predicted model, not a curated record. Gene Ontology annotation, cellular component: cAMP-dependent protein kinase complex; nucleus; cytosol. Gene Ontology annotation, biological process: protein phosphorylation. Gene Ontology annotation, molecular function: ATP binding; protein kinase A regulatory subunit binding; cAMP-dependent protein kinase activity. Lineage: Eukaryota; Metazoa; Chordata; Actinopteri; Osteoglossiformes; Mormyridae.